This is a messenger RNA of Onychomys torridus (southern grasshopper mouse), 4721 nucleotides long. RefSeq names its product solute carrier family 4 member 4 (gene Slc4a4). The coding region runs from base 521 to 3805 and encodes 1094 amino acids. The transcript has 25 exons. NCBI's taxonomy places the organism in Eukaryota, Metazoa, Chordata, Mammalia, Rodentia, Cricetidae. The record is from RefSeq and is a predicted model, not a curated record. Gene Ontology annotation, biological process: bicarbonate transport; transmembrane transport; monoatomic anion transport. Gene Ontology annotation, molecular function: monoatomic anion transmembrane transporter activity; solute:inorganic anion antiporter activity; sodium:bicarbonate symporter activity. Gene Ontology annotation, cellular component: plasma membrane; basolateral plasma membrane.
GCGCUCGCCCUACCGCUUCGGCCGCCUAGCCCAUCCCCGAGCCCGGCGGCGGCUGCAGCGUCGGUUCUGGGCAGGCACACUCCGGAGAGCCGGGCGCACACGCGGGAGCUGCGGGAGGCAGAGUAGAGUGGAGCCGCCCCGCUGUCGCCGCUCCCUCCCCGAGGCCGGCAGCUCCGCUCCGCGUCGCCGCUCCGUCCCCGCCGAGCCGACCCUCCCGCGGCUGCCCUCGCCCCCUCGCUCGCCUCCCGGGGCGCAGCGCGUGGCCACCCACCCGGCGCCAAAGUUGCGGCUGCUGCCCCGCGCGCGCUGCGCCCGGCCGCGCCAACUUCCCAGCCCACGCCGCCCGGGUCCCCGCGGUCCCCCCGCCUCCAGCCCCGGCGGCGCGCGGGGCAGAGCUUAGGUGGCGGCGGCGGCCGAGGUGGCGGCGAAAGCGGCGGCGGCGGCAGCGGCGGCGGCGGCCGCUGCAGCCUCACACUCAGUCGCCAAGCUGGAGGAGCGACGGAAGCCCGACCCCAGGAGGAUGGAGGAUGAAGCUGUCCUGGACAGAGGGGCUUCGUUCCUUAAACAUGUGUGUGAUGAAGAAGAAGUAGAAGGCCACCACACCAUCUACAUUGGGGUCCAUGUGCCCAAGAGCUACCGGAGAAGGAGACGUCACAGGAGAAAGGCGGGGCACAAGGAAAAGAAGGAGAAGGAAAGAAUCUCUGAGAAUUACUCAGACAAAUCAGAUGUGGAAAAUGCUGAUGAGUCCAGCAGCAGCAUCCUCAAGCCUCUCAUCUCCCCUGCCGCAGAACGCAUCCGAUUCAUCUUGGGAGAGGAAGAUGACAGCCCAGCGCCUCCUCAGCUCUUCACUGAACUCGAUGAGCUGCUGGCUGUGGAUGGACAGGAGAUGGAAUGGAAGGAGACAGCGAGGUGGAUUAAGUUUGAAGAAAAAGUGGAGCAGGGUGGGGAGCGAUGGAGCAAACCCCAUGUGGCCACGCUGUCCCUGCAUAGCUUGUUUGAGCUGAGGACGUGUAUGGAGAAAGGAUCCAUCAUGCUGGACCGGGAGGCAUCUUCUCUCCCACAGCUGGUGGAGAUGAUUGCUGACCACCAGAUCGAGACAGGCCUAUUGAAGCCGGACCUUAAGGAUAAGGUCACAUACACUUUGCUCCGGAAACACCGACAUCAAACCAAGAAAUCCAACCUUCGGUCCCUGGCUGACAUCGGGAAGACUGUCUCCAGUGCAAGUAGGAUGUUUACCAACCCUGACAAUGGUAGCCCAGCCAUGACCCAUAGGAACCUGACAUCCUCCAGUCUAAAUGACAUUUCUGAUAAACCAGAGAAGGACCAGCUGAAGAACAAAUUUAUGAAAAAACUGCCACGUGAUGCAGAAGCUUCUAAUGUGCUUGUUGGGGAGGUCGACUUCUUGGAUACUCCAUUCAUUGCCUUCAUUCGGCUGCAGCAGGCUGUCAUGUUGGGUGCCCUGACUGAAGUCCCUGUGCCCACAAGGUUCUUGUUCAUUCUCUUAGGUCCAAAGGGGAAAGCCAAGUCCUACCAUGAGAUUGGAAGGGCCAUCGCCACCCUGAUGUCCGAUGAGGUGUUCCAUGACAUCGCUUACAAAGCAAAAGAUAGACACGACCUGAUUGCUGGCAUUGAUGAGUUCCUGGAUGAAGUCAUUGUCCUCCCACCUGGGGAAUGGGACCCAGCAAUCAGGAUAGAACCUCCAAAGAGCCUCCCAUCAUCUGACAAAAGAAAGAAUAUGUACUCAGGUGGAGAGAAUGUUCAGAUGAAUGGGGACACACCUCAUGAUGGAGGACAUGGAGGAGGAGGACACGGUGAUUGUGAAGAGCUACAGAGAACUGGCCGGUUCUGUGGUGGAUUAAUUAAGGACAUAAAGAGGAAAGCACCAUUUUUUGCCAGUGACUUUUAUGAUGCUUUACAUAUUCAGGCUCUUUCGGCAAUUCUCUUCAUUUAUCUGGCAACAGUAACCAAUGCCAUCACUUUUGGAGGACUGCUCGGGGAUGCCACUGACAACAUGCAGGGUGUUUUGGAGAGUUUCCUGGGUACCGCUGUCUCUGGAGCCAUCUUUUGUCUUUUUGCUGGCCAACCGCUCACCAUUUUGAGCAGCACAGGACCUGUCUUGGUGUUUGAGAGGCUUCUGUUUAAUUUCAGCAAGGACCAUAAUUUUGACUACUUGGAGUUUCGUCUUUGGAUUGGCCUGUGGUCAGCCUUCAUGUGUCUCAUUCUGGUGGCCACUGAUGCCAGCUUCCUGGUUCAGUACUUCACUCGUUUCACGGAAGAAGGUUUCUCCUCUCUGAUCAGCUUCAUCUUCAUCUAUGAUGCUUUCAAGAAGAUGAUCAAGCUAGCAGACUACUAUCCUAUCAACUCUGACUUCAAAGUGGGCUACAACACCCGCUUCUCCUGCACUUGCCUGCCGCCCGACCCAGUUAAUCUCUCAGUAUCUAACGAUACCACACUAGCCCCAGAAGACCUGCCAACAGUUUAUUCUACUGACGUGUACCAUAAUGCUACCUUUGACUGGGCCUAUCUGUCAAAGAAGGAGUGUUUGAAGUAUGGAGGAAAGCUUGUGGGAAACAACUGUGAUUUUGUUCCUGAUAUCACACUCAUGUCCUUCAUCCUCUUCCUGGGCACUUACACCUCUUCAAUGGCUAUGAAAAAAUUCAAAACUAGUCGUUAUUUCCCAACGACGGCAAGAAAACUGAUCAGUGAUUUUGCCAUUAUCUUGUCUAUCCUCAUAUUCUGUGUAGUAGAUGCCCUGGUAGGUGUGGACACGCCUAAACUAAUUGUGCCAAGCGAGUUCAAGCCAACAAGUCCUAACCGGGGUUGGUUUGUCCCACCGUUUGGAGGAAACCCCUGGUGGGUGUGCCUUGCUGCCGCUAUCCCAGCCUUGUUAGUCACCAUUCUGAUUUUCAUGGACCAGCAAAUCACCGCUGUGAUUGUAAACAGGAAAGAACAUAAGCUCAAGAAGGGAGCUGGUUAUCACCUGGACCUGUUUUGGGUGGCCAUCCUCAUGGUGGUGUGCUCCUUCAUGGCUCUCCCCUGGUAUGUGGCUGCUACUGUCAUCUCUAUUGCUCACAUCGACAGUCUGAAGAUGGAGACAGAGACUUCUGCACCUGGAGAGCAACCAAAGUUUCUGGGAGUGAGGGAACAAAGAGUCACUGGAACUCUUGUGUUUAUUCUGACUGGCCUGUCAGUCUUCAUGGCUCCCAUCUUGAAGUUUAUCCCCAUGCCUGUUCUCUAUGGUGUGUUCCUGUAUAUGGGGGUGGCCUCGCUCAAUGGUGUGCAGUUCAUGGACCGUCUCAAGCUGCUUCUGAUGCCCUUGAAGCAUCAGCCUGACUUCAUCUACCUGCGCCACGUCCCCCUGCGACGCGUCCAUCUCUUCACUUUCCUGCAGGUGUUGUGCCUGGCUCUGCUCUGGAUCCUCAAGUCAACAGUGGCUGCUAUUAUUUUUCCAGUCAUGAUCUUGGCACUUGUAGCUGUUAGAAAAGGUAUGGACUACCUCUUCUCCCAGCAUGACCUCAGCUUCCUUGAUGACGUCAUUCCAGAAAAGGACAAGAAAAAGAAAGAGGAUGAGAAGAAAAAGAAAAAGAAGAAAGGAAGUUUGGAUAGCGACAAUGACGAUGAGAAAGAUCAUCAACAUUCCUUGAACGCCACACAUCAUGCUGAUAAAAUUCCUUUCCUUGAGUCGCUGGGUCUACCAAGUCCUCCUAGAACUCCAGUGAAAGCUGUGCCUCAGAUUAGACUAGAACUUGAGCCUGAAGACAAUGAUGAUCCCAGGAGGAACAAGGGAACAGAAACUACAUUGUAACCUGUUUGUCUUCUCAAAACUGAGAGUUACCUUGUUAACCGUUCUAAUUUUCCACCACCACCCCCCUUUUUUUUGGUCUGUGUAUUUUAAAACUUGGUCACUGGCUGAAUAACACAGUCACCCUCUCUGCUUCUCUCUUGCAUAGGUAAAAUCAAGACGAUAUAGUGUCCCUUUUCUUUAAAACAAACCAACAAACAGAAACAGCGCCCGAGGAACCACACUUUUGUUUCUGGGCGUUCAGAUGUGUUGUUCUCUGAUGUGGAAAUCCCUGUCACUCCAGACUCACGCAGAAGCUGCCCUCGUCAAGCAGAGAUUAAAAGUAUUAAGAAUUUUGUACCACUUUUUAUGACACUGUUGAAGGAAUUUAGGACCUAAGCUUGGAGCUGUGCUUACUGGCUUGCCCUUGUCUGGUAGAGCAGCCUUGAGCUCCAGACAGAGUCCCUUCCUGCUUACAGAGCCCCCAAGACUGGAAACGUGCUGCUACCCACCUGCCCUUGCUUGUCAGCCCUGAUCUUAGAGUUAUCAAAAGCAGAAAACACUAAAGGUACUUCGCUCCCUGUAGAGAAAGCUUGGCCAUCACUGUAGCAAGUGCUGGAAUAUGUCCCUUUUCCUAUGCAACUUUUUUUAACCCUUUAAUGAACUUAUCUCUUGGGUACAUUGAACAAUAUUUUUCUUCCUAGAUUUUGUUGUUUAAAUUAUGGGGCCUAACCUGCAACUUAUUUUUUGUCAAUUUUUUAAACUUUUUUUUAAUUACUGUAAAGAUAAUGGAAUUCUUUUCCUGCAGCAGGAAACAUAGUUUUGAGUAGUUCUACCUCUUACCUGUAGCUGCCAGGCUUUCUGUAAAAAUUGUAUUGUAUAUAAUGUGAUUUUUACACACACACACACACACACACACACACACACACACACUAGGGUA